UUCUUGUUCAUAGGGAACCCGGUCUAUUUCAAGCGAACAUACUUGUCUGUUUUUUCUUCCUUCUUCUUCAGCUGAGUCGAGUGGAGUGCAACUGUCUCGUCUUGACUAAGUCAUUUCCCUAAAUCUAAACCCACUCUUGUGUUAUUAAAAGAGUUCAUUCUCAUUCCCGCGCCAUAUCACAGAAGAAACAACGUUGAAUCCAAAAAUGGCACGACCAAAAACGAAGAAGAAAACACGCAGCGACGAAGAAGCCGACGCAACAAACCCAGAAACCAUAGAACGCAAGAGACUCAAAUCCUUAGCAUUUUCAAACAACGUGCUUUCAGAAACCAAAGCUAGAAGUUCAAUUCACCUUAAUCCUUCUUCCAUUGUUGCUAAACAUCAUGGUAAAGAUAUUAUUAAGAAGUCUCAGAGGAAGAGUAGUAGAUACCUUUUCUCGUUUCCUGGUUUGUUUGCUCCUAUUGGUGGUGGGAAGAUUGGUGAUCUUAAGGAUUUGGGAACCAAAAAUCCAAUUCUUUACCUCGAUUUCCCUCAGGGUCGAAUGAAGUUAUUUGGGACUAUCUUGUAUCCAAAGAAUAGGUACUUGACUCUACAAUUCUCCAAAGGUGGAAAGAGCGUGAUGUGUGAGGAUUAUUUUGAUAACAUGAUUGUAUUUUCGGAUGCAUGGUGGAUUGGGACGAAAGACGAGAACCCAGAAGAAGCCAAACUGGAAUUUCCCAAGGAACUGUAUGAGGGAAAACAAACUGAACACGACUUUAAAGGGGGUGCAGGUGCAGGUGCAGGUGCAGGUGCAGCUUCCGUAGUUAAUCAUGGUGUUUCCAAAACCAAAAUAAAACGUCCAGAGCCAGAGUCACCAGAAACACCUCUUGAAGAAGAUCUAUCAGACAGUGAAAUCGAAUUAAAGGAUACAACAGAGUUGGUUCCAGUUCGCCAGUCAGCGAGAACUGUAAAGAAAUCAUACAAAUUUGCAGAAAUUUCUUCUGGUGAUGAUUCUGGUAAAAGCAGCCCCGACCUUUCUGAACAUGAAGAAAAAGCGGUAGAAGUUGAUACUGAUGCAAAUGAUCAUACUAGCUCAAAGAAAGAAACUGCAGUUAUUGACAUUGACGAUGAGGAUGAUGCUCCAAAAGAUCAACUCCCUGUGGAAAAUAAAGAACCUGCUUCAGUGUCAAAAGCUAAAAAAGGGUUACUUGUGCAGGCUACUAUAUCCUCAUUAUUCAAGAAAGUGGAAGUAAAGAAGGCUGCAGCCAAUCCAAAGAAAUCUCCAUCAUCAAAAGCUUCUGGCCAGAAAUCGCAGCCUGCUGGUUCGAAAAGAAAGAUUGAACUGGAUGAAGGACCCAAGAAAAGGGCAAGAAAGACCAAGGACAAAAAUCCAGGUGAAAAAAAGAAGGCAAAAAGCAAGGAUAGUGAGGUUGAAGACGAUGAUGACAUUGAAGAGUUUUCAAACGCUUCAGAGGAUUCUGACGAAGAUUGGGCUGCUUGAGAAUGUGAUCUAGGUUGUGACUACUAAGCACAAAGAUGACAAAGCUUUGCAUAGACACAACCUUCAUGCAUGCAUAUAUGAAUGAGAGAAGAUAUUCCAUGGUUUUAUGAUGGGGAAAGAAUGAAAGUUUAUCAAUGUUUACGAAACUCGAUCUUUAUCUCACAUAUGAUGGUUCAGUUGAUUUGGUGAUAUACUUUCGAUUAUCUUGUGGAGAGUCAAAUGCACGCUACUCUCAAGAACUUGUUUGAUUAAUACUUCAUUAGAUAGCAUCCUUGAAUUUUGAUAAAUUGAUCUCAUAAUUUAGUCUCCAUAACUGCGCAUGAAAAAUACACGGUAUAUUUUAAAAUAUACUGAUUGCCUGAAGUUAUAUGUAAUGUCUUGUAAUUUUUUCAAAGGGUGCAAAAUUUGUAAUAGUUAGGUUUGAUUCAUAUAAAUUAGUCAUGUCUUGGACAAUUGUGAGCUUAUGAAUUCCUUUGCAUAUAA
Messenger RNA from Medicago truncatula (barrel medic), 1963 nucleotides. Its product is annotated as DNA-binding protein RHL1. Gene Ontology annotation, biological process: DNA endoreduplication. NCBI's taxonomy places the organism in Eukaryota, Viridiplantae, Streptophyta, Magnoliopsida, Fabales, Fabaceae. The transcript has 12 exons. The record is from RefSeq and is a predicted model, not a curated record. The coding region runs from base 206 to 1480 and encodes 424 amino acids. Gene Ontology annotation, molecular function: DNA binding.